AUGUAUUCUUUCGAAAUUAGGGAAAUACCAGGAAAAGGUCGUGCGAUGAUCUCGACAAAACCAUUUGCUGUUGGAGAAACUAUCUUUGAAGAGGAGCCCUUUGUGUCGCGCCAAUUUUCUUGGAACGCCGCGUACGGGUAUGCAGCUUGUGAUCACUGUAUGCGUCCACUCGAAACAGUUACGGAAAAUGUGCGCCGCUUAGCGAAUAACAAAGCUUUAGUAGUCCCUCUGAUAGAACACGAUCCAACCAAACCUUGGUUACAGCAGUUUACAAAAUGUGAGCGUUGCAAAGUACGCUACUGUUCCGAGGAUUGUCGUAUAGAGGCAUUAAAUAAGUAUCAUCGUGUUGCUUGUUUGGGCGCCUUUCAUUCCGAUGAUACACAUCCAAUUAAUGUAUUAAAUGAAAUAUGGAAAAAAAUGCAUUACCCACCGGAGACAGGUACUAUUAUGUUAAUUGUGCGUUUGAUGGCCAUGUAUAAGCAAAGUAAUAACAAACAGCAGUUCCUCGAGUCACUCCAAUCUUUUCAAUCAGUAAUAGUAAACGCGGAAAAACAAAUAUAUCACAAGAUGUUAGGAGCAAACUUUGAACAACAAAUGGAACAGCUAUUUUUGGCAUUCUGUAGAUCAUUUGCUGACGAGGAAUUUGCAGCUUUCACUACAGCAGAUGCCUUUAAGGCAUUAAUGGGUAUGAUUGGGACAAACAGUCAAGGCAUCGCAACAAGUACGCUGGCGGAAUGGGUUAAAAAAGUUAGUGAUUUGCCACUACCGGAAGAAGAUAAAGUAAAACUUGACGAAUAUAUUGACGAUAUAUACAACAAAGUUGGAGAAUUCGCUGGAGAGUUCCUUAACACUGAAGGUGCUGGCCUCUAUCUUCUGCAGAGUAAAAUAAAUCACAGUUGCAUGCCUAAUGCUCAAUCUACCUUUCCUUACUCGAAUGACAUUGUGGUACUGAAGGCAGUCGCCCCUAUACAGACGGGUGAAGAGAUUUGCAUUUCUUAUUUAGAUGAAUGUCAAUUGGAGCGCAGCAGGCAUUCUAGACAAAAGAUCCUUAAAGAAAACUACAUAUUCGUAUGUCAAUGCCCUAAAUGUCAAUUGCAAGCUACUGAUCCCGAUGAGACUAGCGAAGAUGAGGAAGAUGACUAUGAAAUGGAUAUGGAUGACGACGCAGAAAUGUCGGAUUAAUAAAUUAUUCUGCAUUUUAAA
Rhagoletis pomonella (apple maggot) is the source of this 1203-nucleotide messenger RNA. RefSeq names its product SET and MYND domain-containing protein 5 (gene Smyd5). Bases 1 to 1182 code for a protein of 393 amino acids. Gene Ontology annotation, molecular function: protein binding; histone H4K20 methyltransferase activity. The record is from RefSeq and is a predicted model, not a curated record. NCBI's taxonomy places the organism in Eukaryota, Metazoa, Arthropoda, Insecta, Diptera, Tephritidae. The transcript has 6 exons.